GUUGAGGACACUGUUGUGUCGCCACAAACCCGAACAAGAAAGAACUCGUCCAUGUCCAUGGUCUCAUCCUCAUCCAUCGCUAGUUCACCUGAUCAUUCAACUUCUUCCUCCGCCUCAAACGCUGAUCUUGUCGGAAUCCAUCCAACAAACCCCUUUUCAUCCUCUCCCCUGAACUCAUCCUACCACUUCCAAAAUGAUCCAGAUGUCCACUUCAACCGUCCAAUGCCGGAUAAGCUCUCGCCUUUGGAAGAACGAGUGGCAGAGGUUGAUGAGGCCGCUAGACUUUUGCGCCAUCACAUCUUGACCAUUCUCCGGUUUUCAGUCUGUUGUCCAUACAAGGAUGUCAAGAUCUGUCUUGUUGGUCUCUUGAACGAGCUUGAGGCCCUCAACAUUCCAAUCCCUAAACCAAUCCACCCUUCAGCAUCGUUUUUUAUCGAUCCAAAGGAUAUUUACAUGCUUGACAGUCCAGAAAACUCGAGAUGCACCUCCCCAACACUCUCACCAAAAGAUCGGUCCUCUUCCUCCUCCUCACUUUCAACAUUGCCCGUGACCCCGGCAUGUCUUCCACCAUCACUAGGUUGUAUCCCUGAUGAGGCAACCAAGCAAAUCAUGACCCAAACCUUUCUCAACUAUGGUCGAACCAGCAACCUUUUCCGCAUCUUGGCCUUCUUCCCUUCGUUCUGGGAAAAAUUUGAGAGCUCUCAAAACUGCAUGAUGAACGGACCAGGGCCUAUUCCAAAGCCAUGGCGGUGCUAUGUCGCAAUUAUGGCGGCAUCUCAAUAUAAUUGCCAGUACAUGGUCUCAAUGAUGAAGUUGGAUUACUUGAGCAGCGGUGGAGACCCUACAUGGCUUAAUGGUCUCCAAUUCACGACUCAAAAGAUCAGAAAUCUAGCUAAACUGAAUGGGUUGAUGGCUCAUCAACCUUGGUUACUUAAACCUAGGCACAUUCAAGAGCUGGUCUGUCGUGAGUCGAACCAUAACCCACACAAUGUCUGGACCAUCAGUGAGCUGGCUCAGGUGAUGGUCAUUCUCUCGACAGUCCACAGCAUAAGUAUGUUUGUUGCUGCCUGCGGAAUUGUUCCAGAGAUUGAUAUGGUAGGUGGUACCAUUGUGGAUCUCUCAAAUGUCCGAGCAAGAAGGAGCCAGGACGAAAGUAUGAGUCCCCUGGCAAUGCUUCCUUCUCCUCGAUCAGACUCAGAUUCAGCUGCAAAGUCCCCUAGUGGCGAGACUAUAACCUCCACAGAGCAGACCCAGGAUCACGCUACAGGAGACGAUAUAACGUCAAACUAUUUCCACAUCACUUUGCCCCCAGCCCCUGCUAGCAAGAAGACUUAUGACGAGGCUACAUCCAAGAUGCAUACUGCAGAGUUGAUCAAACGACUGAUGAUGGAGCGUGAUUCAGACUGUAUUGAUGAGGAUGUGGAGACUGAGGCGGACGAAAUUCAGGAUCUAACUGGUCAGAAACUCCCCCCAGGCUUUGAGGAGAUUGAGGACACCUUCCCGGCACCUGAGCCAAAGAUCAUUUCACCAUCUAUUUCUACCCCGCUCGCAGAGACAAUGUCUAGCCAGGAACAGCCUGAAAAAAAGUUCCGACCUGUUCAAGAAGAUAUGAGCCGUUUCUUGGAUAUGGGAUGUCAAAUUGAGCCAGCCUUGUUCGACUGCAGGUCCAGCCGAUAUAAGGUUUAUAGGGUGGAUCAAUUUAGAUGGGAAGACGACGCUUCAGCUUUACUCUCGAAAUACCUUCCAGAGCUCAGCGAGACUCUGGAGGAUGAGUAUGCGGAGACGAUGAACUUUACAGACCUGAGCUUCUUUGACGAGAAUGCAGACAAAUACGAGGGUGGUGUCGACACAUAUAUGUUCCGAGAGGCAAUUUGGUUCUACACCCUUCGCUUGUGUGGUCUGCUGAAUCCGGAGUACAACUAUCGCAACCUAUCCAGGUUCUUGAACACGACUCUGGCGGCCUAUAUCCGUAAAGCCUGCCAUGGUAUCACCAUGGUUGAAACUCAGGUCUCUGUGGAUGGAUCGGAUUGUCCCCAGACAACGCAAUCUUAUCUGUCAGACAUCAACAAGAUUGAUAAGAACGAUUUCGAUAACAUGGGUUUUGAACUACGACCUGAGGAGCGUUGCCACAUCAACAUUAUUGUUAUGGAGGCUUGCAAGCAAGCUAAGCUCAUGUAUGCGUUGCGAGCUCUUGACCGAUACGAGCGCAGAGACGAGAAUGAUGACGAGGAAGAGGACGAAGGAGCCGACGAACGAUUCUAAUGCCAUCGCAAUGCCUAUCUUUCCCAUUUUAUUUUUCUUUGUCUUUUGUAUUCUUUGAUAUUGCCA
Messenger RNA from Lobosporangium transversale, 2328 nucleotides. RefSeq names its product PA26 p53-induced protein-domain-containing protein. Gene Ontology annotation, biological process: negative regulation of TORC1 signaling; regulation of response to reactive oxygen species; positive regulation of macroautophagy. Gene Ontology annotation, molecular function: oxidoreductase activity, acting on peroxide as acceptor; L-leucine binding. The record is from RefSeq and is a predicted model, not a curated record. The coding region runs from base 52 to 2262 and encodes 736 amino acids. The transcript is spliced from 4 exons. NCBI's taxonomy places the organism in Eukaryota, Fungi, Mortierellomycota, Mortierellomycetes, Mortierellales, Mortierellaceae. Gene Ontology annotation, cellular component: nucleus.